Fukomys damarensis (Damara mole-rat) is the source of this 3546-nucleotide messenger RNA. It is a transcript of the gene Itgb1, whose product is annotated as integrin subunit beta 1. Lineage: Eukaryota; Metazoa; Chordata; Mammalia; Rodentia; Bathyergidae. Gene Ontology annotation, molecular function: integrin binding; C-X3-C chemokine binding; fibronectin binding. The transcript is spliced from 15 exons. The record is from RefSeq and is a predicted model, not a curated record. The coding region runs from base 1 to 2397 and encodes 798 amino acids. Gene Ontology annotation, cellular component: integrin complex; focal adhesion; cell surface. Gene Ontology annotation, biological process: cell adhesion mediated by integrin; cell-matrix adhesion; cell migration.
AUGAAUUUACAGCUGGCUUUCUGGAUUGGACUGCUCAGUUCAGUUUGCUGUGUGUUUGGCCAAUCAGAUAAGAACAGGUGUUUGAAAGCAAAUGCCAAGUCGUGUGGGGAAUGCAUCCAGGCAGGGCCAAACUGCGGCUGGUGCACGAAUACGACGUUUUUACAAGAAGGAAUGCCUACUUCUGCACGGUGUGAUGAUUUAGAAGCCUUGAAGAAGAAGGGCUGCCAUCCAGAUGACAUAGAAAAUCCCAGAGGCUCCAAAACGAUCAAGAAAAAUAAAAAUGUGACUAACCGGAGCAAAGGAAUCGCAGAGAAGCUGAAACUGGAAGACAUCACCCAGAUCCAGCCGCAGCAGCUGGUGCUGCAGCUGCGGUCAGGAGAGCCGCAGAGGUUUACAUUAAAAUUCAAGAGGGCUGAGGACUACCCCAUCGAUCUCUACUACCUUAUGGACCUCUCUUACUCCAUGAAAGAUGACUUGGAGAAUGUGAAAAGUCUGGGAACAGAUCUGAUGACUAAGAUGAGGGGGAUUACUUCCGACUUCCGAAUCGGCUUCGGCUCGUUUGUGGAGAAAACGGUGAUGCCUUACAUUAGUACAACCCCAGCCAAGCUCAGGAACCCAUGCACGAGCGAGCAGAACUGUACCAGUCCCUUCAGCUACAAAAACGUGCUCAGUCUUACCGACAAGGGAGAAGUGUUCAACGAGCUUGUUGGUAAACAGCGCAUAUCUGGGAAUUUGGACUCUCCAGAAGGCGGUUUUGACGCAAUCAUGCAAGUGGCGGUUUGUGGGUCCUUGAUUGGCUGGAGGAAUGUCACACGGCUGCUGGUGUUCUCCACGGACGCCGGCUUCCACUUCGCCGGAGACGGGAAACUUGGUGGCAUUGUUUUACCCAAUGAUGGCCAGUGUCACCUGGAGAACAACGUGUACACCAUGAGCCAUUAUUACGAUUACCCCUCGAUCGCUCAUCUCGUCCAGAAACUCAGUGAAAAUAACAUUCAGACGAUUUUCGCAGUUACUGAAGAAUUUCAGCCUGUUUACAAGGAGCUGAAAAACUUGAUCCCUAAGUCCGCGGUCGGAACAUUGUCUGCCAACUCGAGCAAUGUCAUUCACCUGAUCCUCGACGCGUACAACUCCCUUUCUUCAGAGGUCAUUUUGGAAAACAGCAAAUUGCCAGAAGGAGUAACUAUAAAUUACAAAUCCUACUGCAAGAACGGGGUGAACAGAACAGGGGAACAUGGAAGAAAGUGUUCCAAUAUUUCCAUUGGAGAUGAGGUUCAGUUUGAAAUUAGCAUCACUGCAAACAAAUGUCCGAAUAAGAAAUCAGAAACCAUUAAAAUCAAGCCCCUGGGCUUCACGGAGGAGGUGGAGGUCGUGCUCCAGUUCAUCUGCGAGUGCGAGUGCCAGAGCGAAGGCGUCGCCGACAGCCCCAAGUGCCACGACGGCAACGGGACGUUCGAGUGCGGUGCCUGCAGGUGCAACGACGGCCGCGUCGGCAGGCACUGCGAGUGCAGCACGGACGAGGUGAACAGCGAGGACAUGGACGCCUACUGCAGGAAGGAGAACAGCUCCGAGAUCUGCAGCAACAACGGGGAGUGCGUCUGCGGGCAGUGCUUCUGCAGGAAGAGGGACAACACCAACGAGAUUUACUCCGGCAAGUUCUGCGAGUGCGACAACUUCAACUGCGACCGGUCCAAUGGCUUGAUUUGCGGAGGCAAUGGCGUGUGCCGGUGUCGCGUGUGUGAGUGCUACCCCAACUACACCGGCAGCGCCUGCGACUGCUCUCUGGACACCGCCCCGUGUGUGGCCUCCAACGGGCAGAUCUGCAACGGCCGGGGCGUGUGCGAGUGCGGCGUGUGCAAGUGCACGGACCCCAAGUUUCAGGGGCAGACAUGCGAGACGUGCCAGACCUGCCUGGGAGUCUGUGCCGAGCACAAAGAGUGUGUUCAGUGCAGAGCCUUCAAUAAAGGAGAGAAGAAGGACAGGUGCGCCGAGGAGUGCUCCCACUUCAACCUGACCAAGGUGGAGAGUCGGGACAAGCUGCCCCAGCCGGUCCAGGUGGACCCGCUGUCCCACUGCAAGGAGAAGGACGUGGACGACUGCUGGUUCUACUUCACCUACUCAGUGAAUGGCAACAACGAAGCCAUCGUGCACGUGGUGGAGACCCCAGACUGCCCCACAGGCCCAGACAUCAUUCCCAUCGUUGCUGGUGUGGUUGCUGGCAUCGUCCUCAUUGGCCUCGCGUUACUGCUGAUCUGGAAGCUUUUAAUGAUAAUUCAUGACAGAAGGGAAUUCGCUAAAUUUGAAAAGGAGAAAAUGAAUGCCAAAUGGGACACGGGUGAAAAUCCUAUUUAUAAGAGUGCCGUGACGACUGUGGUCAAUCCAAAGUAUGAGGGAAAAUGAGUACUACCUUUUCAGAUUUCACAACACUGAAUGCAAAGUAGCAAUUUUCAUAGCCACAGUAAAGUAGCUUAGGGCACUAUUGCCAUGGUUUUUUUCAUGUGCAAGUUUUGAAAGUGUAUAAUAUGUAUAAUUUUAAAUUUUUUUUUAUUAUUUUGAAAAUAAUGUUAUAAUCCAUGCCAGGGACUGACAAAAGACUUGAGACAGGAUCAUUAUUCUUGUCAGCUAAGGUCACAUGGUGCCUUUUUGACCUUUUCUUCCUGGACUUUUGAGAUCAAGCUCUUACUGAAUUAAGUGAUAUUUCGAGGGUGAUUGAAAGGUCCAUAGUUAAAGACCACGAUGAGUUUCUGUCAAUCAUGUAUUGAAACCAAUUUUUAGUUUUACAGAUAUGUCAGUUUUCAGCUAUACAGAAUCCACAGUAACUGUCUCGCUAGCUCGUUUAGGAUCGUUUUCAGCCUAUUACUUCGCUGUUUGCCUGUUAGACAUGACUGGUGACAUAUCUGAAAGAUGAAUGUGCUGAGGGUUCCUGGUGUGACACCCUUUUGAAAUCUACAGAGGCCAUGGGGAAAAUUCAGAGAGUUAGGAAGGAAAAACAAAUAGCUUUAAAACCUGUGUGCCAUUUUAAGAGUUACUCCGUCUUGGUAACUUGUAUGCCUUUUCUUUAUAAAUUCAAGCCUUGGAUAAAAAUGAACGGGGAAAUUUUCUGCUAAAGAGUCCUUGAUUUAGCACUAUUUACCCAAAGGCCAUAAUUCACAUAGCAUUUGCUGAAUGGGGACCUUUUGAGUUGGACUUUUAUUCGAUUGUUAUUUUUUAAUACCUGGUGCUUUUCGUCACCUCCUCUAAUCUCUUCAUGUCUUUGCAGUUCGGGGUAAGACUUUCUUGUUAUCAGUUCUUUCUGCCUUCGCCUUUUCCGUGAACGCGCGAAGCCGCCCUGUGGCCUGCACAGCGCAGUCAGUCCCUCAGCGAUCUCACCUCCUGCGGGCCUGACGGACACUGUGUAUUCACUUCUCACUCUGGGGGCUGCCCGUCUUGUUUCAUGCUAGUCACGUUCUUGUUUUAAGUGCCUUUUAAUUUUAACAGUUCACUUUUUACAACGCUGUUUACUGAAGUUAUUUAUUAAAUAAAAAUGCCUAAAAUACUUCAAUUGAAUUG